AUGGCCAAACGUACAAAGAAAGUAGGAAUUGUAGGUAAAUAUGGUACCCGAUAUGGUGCCUCGCUGCGUAAGAUGGUCAAGAAAAUUGAAAUCACCCAGCACAGCAAGUAUACCUGUUCGUUCUGUGGAAAGGAAUCCAUGAAGAGAGCUUGUGUAGGAAUUUGGUCAUGCAAAAGGUGUAGACGAACUGUUGCAGGUGGAGCUUAUGUAUAUUCUACAACCGCUGCCACUACUGUACGAUCCGCAAUCAGACGUUUGAGGGAAGUGAACGACUUGUAA
Molecule: messenger RNA, 279 nt
Organism: Macrosiphum euphorbiae (potato aphid)
Lineage: Eukaryota; Metazoa; Arthropoda; Insecta; Hemiptera; Aphididae
Source: the annotation of a GenBank genome assembly